Planococcus citri (citrus mealybug) is the source of this 2964-nucleotide messenger RNA. Its product is annotated as centrosomal protein of 290 kDa-like. The coding region runs from base 2029 to 2640 and encodes 203 amino acids. NCBI's taxonomy places the organism in Eukaryota, Metazoa, Arthropoda, Insecta, Hemiptera, Pseudococcidae. The transcript is spliced from 8 exons. The record is from RefSeq and is a predicted model, not a curated record.
CGGAGCUUUACAUUCGAAAGCCAACGAAACGUUUCACCGCUCAAAGGAAAAAUUACAAUAGAGCCACUGAAAAAAUAUAAGAUGAACCAUUUUUAUCAUACCCAGCUUCGUGAGCGAAUUCCUAGGUAUUCCAAUGCAUAAAAAAUGAUUACAUGAGAAUAACAGGCUUACGUAAGGUACAGAGAGCGAAGAGGGCUUACAAGAGGGUAAAAUUUCAGACUUUUAAUUAUAGGUACCAUUACUUAUCUUAUUAAUUGUUCAUAUGAAUUAUUUAUUCUCGUCAGUUUUCAGCGGAAAAUUAAUUUGCAUAGAAGUCUCACAACUUCGCAAAAUUGAAAAAAAAUCCAGCUCAUUCAUGAUUUAGCAUCCUAUUUCGCAAUAGAGAAUCUCAACUCUGGUUUCCUUCGAUUCAUUCGCGAUACAUCACCUGCUUAUCGCAAAACCGGAUAUUGAUAAUUUUUACAAUUUGUUCUGCGAUUAUGUACUCAAAACGUUUUUCUCUUCAUAUGUCAUUUUUAUUAAUAUGUUUCUCGAAGAAAAAAGUCUGACCUUUUCGAUGACGUAACGCGCAUUUCCCUAUCUUGUUUGGUUGAAAAGUUACAGGAGUUUGAAUUAUGAAAAACUACAGCAGAACAAAAUUCGGAUUUUUUUUCCAAACGAGCGUAAGUUUCUCUUUUAAUUCAAAAGGCCGCAAACAUACGUAGUUGUGAUCAGCAUAAGUUGCCUACUCAUCCAGUGAUAGGAGGUAGGUCACCUACGAAACACCGACUGUAAUUACAUCUUGUUCAAAACCAAUCCCAAUCACACAAUUGUCAGAUUUUUCUGGAACUUCCAACUGCUCCAACACGAUUUUCAAAUUCUCCGGAAAGCUGUGAAAAUUAAUUUGGACAGCUAAAACUUGAGUUGAUGACGUAUCCUUGAUUUUCUUUUCACAAGUUUAUUCGCAUUUGGGCUUAGCUUUGCAGUUUUGUUAGAUAUGUAUCUAGGUAAAAUUUUUCGGAUGGAAAUUCAAACAUUCAAAACUUUUCUGGAGGUUUCAGAACUCCUCAAAACAGUUCGAAACUGCUUCUAAUUGAUUCGGUAGCUCAAAAAUGGAGUAUAUAAGUACGAACGUUCAGCCUCCGCUUUUUCUUGACCACUUUCGUAUGUUCUUAAUUUUUCAAUAUCGGUCACUUUUGGGCAAAACAUUACAAUUUUCAAAAGAAUUCAAUAUUUUUCGGAAAUAUGUAUUUAGUUUUUGAUUUUUUUUUAGGAUAAACUAAAACGUGAAAAUCGGAAUACUGACUUUUGGGCCACUCUGUAGUCUGUACCUAUAGCAGAUAGCACGUUAAAACAUGUGCCAUGUGCUUCUUUUAUGUUAUCAUUUCAUCAUUCAAAACCGAUGAGUCAUUUAUGUACAUCUGUUUAUCUACUUCUAGUCCAAAUCUAGUCUUUCACCAUUCACGGUCGAUGCACCUAAAGCUCUUUAGAUGCACCUAGUUUUGAUAGUGCACAUUUGCCUUAUAUUUAAUUUGUUUCUUAAUUUUUCAUUCAAUUGUUGAUCUUUGUUUCUCAAUAGUCACUACUAGGGAGUACUGGAUAUUUAUUCUCAAAAAAGUGUUGAUUGUGAAACGUUGAAUUGCCUUCCGAAAAUGAUGAGUGUUUCCUGCACUAUUUGCCAAGACGACUUAUUUACCGGCGAGGAUGACAAAUCAGUCAGUUCUACAAUUUGCGGUCACGUCUACCACUCCCACUGUCUUUUCCAAUGGAUGGAAAGAUCAGAAACAUGCCCUCACUGCCGGACUGAUCUGGAAGACGAUGACGUAUUCAAGUUGAAUUUACUAAUUGAAAAAGCAUCUGCGGUCCCGAGAAUGGAAACAUUUGAACUUGAUGUGAUAAGAUAUCGUGUGGAAUAUUUACGUAUCGAAACGGAUUUAUGUAUAGCAGUGGAAAAAAACCAAGAAACUCGAGGAUCAAGUGCAAUGUCUUCUGCGCAGUGAAUCCAAUUUGAAAAAUGAAUUGGCUGCGAAAAAUAAGAAAUUGCUAAAAAUGAGAAAAGACUUUAAAACGGUGAAUUCAAUGAACGAGAAAUUGAAGAAAGAAAAUUAUGAAUUGGAGAAUAGUAUUGAAAAACACUUAGACGUUGAAGAUGAUUUAAAAGACAAGUUGGACGAAGAAACUGUAAUAUUGGAGAAUACGAAGGAAGAUUUGGACGAGGCGAACUUAGCUAAUAAGAAAUUGAAGAAAAAGAAUAUAGAAUUGGAGCGUAGUAUUGAACAACACUUGAAAGUUGAAGCUGAUUUAAAAAAGAAGUUGGACACGAUAACUAAAGCAUUUAAUGACAUGGAAUUUCUCGGCCAAACGGAGUUGUUUAUAUUGAGAGCCGAAAAACAGAAGUACGAAGUUGAUACUUUGAAAUCCAAGGAUACGAUUGAAAAAUUGAGGGCUGAAGUCUUACAUGAGCAACGAAAGAAUCAUUCAUUAUUGAAAAAAUUGAGUGAUCAAUCGAAAAGUAGUAUUGUCAGACAAAAUGAGAAGCUAAAAACCAAACUGAAAAAGAAAAACGAUGUAAUUAAGGUGGAAAUCGAAGAAUUGAAGAUUCGACAGAAGAAUUUGAAAAAAUUACUUACUAAACUGAAAAAUAAACAGAGUAGGUGCUGACUGAGUAAUGAAUGAAUAGCGUAUAACGUCAAAGAAUUCGAGGAAAGGAUCGAGAUGGCAUUUUUUGAUUUACGUUUAGAUUUCUUUUUUGUUUUUAUUGAGUACUUCAAGUUACUAGGUAUAAGAAAGGUGCGCGUUUCUAUUUUUUUUUUUUUUAAAUGAUUCUUUAAAAUUAUGCAACAUGUGAUACCAUCUUUUCAGUACAGUGUCAUGAAGUUUUGUAAUCGUUGAUUUUGUGGAACCAAAGAAAUACCAAAACUUAUGUUAAUUUAUUUGUACCUACCCUUACGGAAAAAAAAUAGUACUUUCUGAGUAGUAGUUUUU